AUGUCUAGCCCUCCGUCCACGUGCACCACAGAACCUGCAAACCUCCACUGGUCCAGACAAGAUACAGUACGGUUAAUUGACCUUUAUCGCCAUUACCCUUGCCUAUGGAAUGUUAAAAGUGACAUGUACAAAGAUAGAGACAAACGUGCAGCAGCACUCAAGGGAAUUGCAGAGGAGAUAAGGAAGAUUACUGCCUCCAUUACCACAAGGGAUAUAAAGCGGAAAAUAGAGACACUACGAAAUCAACAUAGACGUGAAAUGAAACUGGUACAUAAAUCACAGAAGUCAGGAGCUGGGACAGACGAAAUUUACAGGCCAAAAUUAUGGUGCUUUAAUGACCUGUCAUUUCUGAAUGACAGUGACACAAUCAAAGCAUCUGUGUCAAACCUGGUUGCCGGUACCAAUCACACGACUGAAGAUGUGGCUACGGAGUUAUGUUCUGAUCAUGAGGUAAGUAAUCUUCCUUGA
Homarus americanus (American lobster) is the source of this 468-nucleotide messenger RNA. RefSeq lists its product as uncharacterized. The transcript has a single exon. NCBI's taxonomy places the organism in Eukaryota, Metazoa, Arthropoda, Malacostraca, Decapoda, Nephropidae. The record is from RefSeq and is a predicted model, not a curated record. Bases 1 to 468 code for a protein of 155 amino acids.